Protopolystoma xenopodis is the source of this 756-nucleotide messenger RNA. NCBI's taxonomy places the organism in Eukaryota, Metazoa, Platyhelminthes, Monogenea, Polystomatidea, Polystomatidae. The record is from the annotation of a GenBank genome assembly.
AUGGGUGAGACAAAGAUUCCACUAGCAAAGGUGCAUGUGAUGAUCGGCACUGCACUGAUCUUGCUCUCAGUAGUAUUCGUUUUGCUUGAGGUCACCUUGGGCCCUAGAGGCACCCAACUUGACUACAUCUAUCCGGUUUAUGCAUCCUGCUCCUUCAGCUUCAGCACUGGCCUUGCAGGCCUGUCCCUUGGAUUCCGUGGCCGUUCGCGUCUUUUGGCCAUUGCUGUUGGCUUUUUUGACCUAAUCAACGGCAUCUUAACCAGCUUGGCUAUCUUGCUCAAUCUGGAGCCUAGCAACUUGACACUGUUUGCGGUUUUCUUGUCUGUCGGAUGGCUUAUCAUCAUGCUCAGCUACAUUCAGACAUUACUGAUUUUUGCAUUUCUUUGCCCUGCUUGUUGGAGAACCAAUUGGACUCUUUACAAAGCUGAAGAAGCCUUGAGUGGGGAUUCGGAGGGCCAAGAAUCAGUGGUGCUCGACAGCGAAUGGAUGGAGCGUCAGGCAAGGAAGGAGGAUCGUCCAGAUGAAGAUCCUGAAAAAGAGACUGACAAUGAAGCGAAUACUGAAACUGAAAUAAAGACGGUUGGUAAAGAGAGGCAGGAAGAUGAGGAAAAUGAACCAAACCGCGAUUAUCCUCCGACUUUAUUUACUGAAUAUGCUCUUUCAGUUGAUAAGCCUGAAGAAGAUGGCUGGCCACCUUAUCCAUUUAAACAGAAGGGCUUCGGUGACCAAGAAAAUAUCAUAGAACAUUCAGUCUAA